Penicillium salamii is the source of this 2001-nucleotide messenger RNA. The record is from the annotation of a GenBank genome assembly. NCBI's taxonomy places the organism in Eukaryota, Fungi, Ascomycota, Eurotiomycetes, Eurotiales, Aspergillaceae.
AUGCGCCUUACCGAUCGAGCCUAUGUCCUCGCGUUAGCUUUGCUUGCAUUGCCUUCCCUAACUUCGGCUUUUUACUUGCCAGGCGUUGCACCAACUUCUUAUGACGAAGGACAAGCUGUUCCUCUCUUUGUCAACCACUUGACUCCAAGUCUUUCCCGCGAUGACCAACUUCACUCAGUCUUCUCAUAUGACUACUAUCAUCCUGCCUUUGGGUUCUGUCAACCAGCUGAUGGUCCCAAAGAUGUGAGAGAAUCAUUGGGCAGCAUCCUGUUCGGUGAUCGGAUCCGUACCUCACCAUUCGAGCUGAAAAUGGCAAAGAAUGAGACCUGCAAAUCGAUCUGCGCUGAAACCAAAUUUGACGCCCGCAGUGCCAAGUUCACAAAUCGCCGUAUCUCUCAAGGUUACAACAUCAACUGGCUCGUUGAUGGUUUGCCAGCUGCACAGCUGAACUAUGAUGGGGUGACCAAGACCAAAUUCUACAGUCCCGGCUUCGCUCUAGGUGACUUGGAUGACAGUGGGAAAGCUCUGCUCAACAAUCAUUAUGACAUUAUGAUCGAUUAUCACAAGGUUGGAUUUGGUGGCAAGGACAAAUACCGCGUUGUUGGAGUGCUGGUCCAGCCUGAAUCUCGUCGGGACUCUCGGAAUUCCGAUGAGCCGGGCAAGGCUGAGUGUGGCACCCAGGGUGAUGCUCUGUCGCUCAACGAAGAUGGAGAAACCACUGUCACUUGGACGUACAGUGUUUACUGGAAGGAAUCCCCCACUGCCUGGGCCACUCGCUGGGACAAAUACCUUCACGUCUUUGAUCCCAAGAUUCACUGGUUCUCUCUCAUCAACUCCGCUGUUUUCGUGGUGUUCCUCGUAGGCAUGGUCAGCAUGAUUCUCAUCCGGGCCCUGAAAAAGGACAUCGCUCGCUACAACCGAUUGGAUUCGUUCAAUCUGGAAGACUUGGAUGGCACAUCAGCCGCCAUUGAAGAUGGUGUUCAAGAGGAUUCUGGGUGGAAGCUUGUCCAUGGUGAUGUGUUCCGGUGCCCCAAGUCCCCAUUGCUGCUGAGUAUCAUGUUGGGAAAUGGAGCCCAGCUUUUCAUGAUGACCGGCGUGACGGUCGCCUUCGCUUUGCUCGGUCUCCUGUCUCCCUCGAACCGCGGUUUGCUGGCUACUGCCAUUCUGCUGAUCUCCGCUCUCUUUGGUGGCAUUGGCGGGUAUGUCUCGGCGCGAGUGUACAAGACUUUUGGCGGCGAUGCGUGGCGACGGAACAUUAUUAUGACACCUCUCUUUAUCCCCGGUAUCAUCUUUGGUGCUUUCUUUAUUCUGAACCUAUUCGUCUGGGCCAAGGGCUCCAGUGGUGCCGUGCCCUUCGGGACCAUGCUGGCUCUGGUUUUGAUUUGGUUUGUUAUCAGCGUGCCACUGAGUGUGGCCGGCAGCUGGCUGGGAUUCAAGCAAGCGGUGAGUCAACUCUGGUCUUCUAAAUGUCCUCUCCAGCUAACAAGAAGUAAACAGUCCAUUGAGGGUCCUACCAAGACGAACCAGAUCCCCCGUCAAGUUCCCCCGAUGGCCGGUAGCUUGCGCACCAUCCCAUCCAUUUUGCUUACCGGCAUCCUGCCUUUCGGGGCGAUCUUUGUCGAGCUGUACUUUAUCAUGACCUCCCUCUGGACCAACAAGAUCUAUUAUAUGUUCGGGUUCUUGUUCCUCUGCUACGGCCUGAUGAUCAUCACCUCCGCGACAACGACCGUUCUGCUGGUAUAUUUCUUGCUGUGCGCAGAGAACUACCGGUGGCACUGGCGGGCCUUUGCAGGUGCUGGUAUGACCGGUGGAUAUGUGUUUGUGAACGCGUUGAUCUUCUGGGCCACACGGGUGAGCUUUGGUGGGUUGACUGGAGCCGUACUCUAUGUGGGCUAUUCGGCGUUGAUCUCCUUCAUUGUCUUCAUCCUAACUGGUUCUAUCGGUUUCUUCGCCAGCUGGGCCUUCAUCCAUCGUAUCUAUGGCUCCAUUAAAGUGGACUAA